Punica granatum (pomegranate) is the source of this 2485-nucleotide messenger RNA. Lineage: Eukaryota; Viridiplantae; Streptophyta; Magnoliopsida; Myrtales; Lythraceae. The record is from RefSeq and is a predicted model, not a curated record.
UCCCCCCCGCCAUUUCUCUCCACCUCCCUUCUUCCCCAAUACGCCACUAAUCAUCACAUCUCUCGCUCUCUCUCUCUGUCACUCCAUUGACAGAACGGAGGAAAGGGGGAACUGGAGAAGCAGAGCAUUGAAAAACAGAGAGGAGAAGACAGUAAAAAACGGAUCUCCUCAGCACUGAUAGUCAUCCAGCGGCGCCGAAGCAAUGAGGACAGAGGUGAAUACAAUUUCCAAGUCUUCAUGGCCCAAAGUCGUGGUACGUAAGUGGCUCAACAUGCGGAGCAGAUCGGAAAAGUUCCACUCCGACUGCACCUUGAGAGAUGCAGUGAGGAUGGAGAUGAGGAGGAAGAGCUGUUCAGACCAGGACCGGUAUGUGAUCGUCCCGGAAGAAUUUUCAGAGGGCUGGCUGAUGGAGGCAAGCAACGGCCUUAAAGAACCGCCACUUGGAUGUACGGCGGCGCCACCAGCCACCGGUACUCCCGGCCAGGAUCUGCGGAUGUUCGUUGGGACGUGGAAUGUUGGAGGGAAGUCACCCCAUGAGGGUCUUAACUUAAGGGACUGGCUAACUUCCCCGACCCCGGCCGAUAUCUAUGUUCUCGGGUUCCAAGAAAUAGUUCCUUUGAAUGCCGGGAACGUGCUGGGAGCCGAGGACAAUGGGCCUGCUGCCAAGUGGCUCUCCCUGAUACGUCAAGCCUUGAACACCGACAAGCGUGACUACGAUCUUUUGCCAUAUUGUUGCAACUCUGCCACUGGCAACGACCCGCAGGAACGGUGCGUCAAGCCAAGACAAAGCUUCUCUGACUUGCUCGUCUUAGAUCGGGAUGAGAUCGACCAGGAAGAUUUUGCUCGAUUAGUAAGCUCGAAGGUGAGCUCUGGCGAGGAGCGAGAAUCCUCCCGAAGCCCGGCUGCUUCAGGGCGGCACAACAGCUCAUCAUGGCAGCGACGCCGGUAUUGCCUGGCGGCGUGCAAGCAGAUGGUGGGGUUGUUCUUGUGCGUGUGGGUUAGGGAUGGCCUUCAGAGGCAUAUCAGCAAUUUGAGGGUGUCUUGUGUUGGGAGAGGCAUCAUGGGCUAUCUUGGGAACAAGGGCUCAAUAUCGAUCAGUAUGACGUUGCAUCGAACAACAUUCUGCUUCGUCUGCACCCACCUGACUUCUGGGGAGAAGGAAGGGGACGAGUUCAGAAGGAACGCUGAUGUUAUGGAGAUACUAAGGAAGACCAAGUUCUCUGGUAACUCGUCCCGGAUUCCCGGACAACCCUGCCCUCCCGAAAGCAUUCUGGACCACGACAAGAUAAUCUGGCUCGGGGAUCUGAAUUACCGGCUCGCCUCGAGGUGGUCCGACAUGCACAAGCUGCUCAAGAAGAAGGAUUGGCAAGCCCUCCUCGAGAAAGAUCAGCUGAGAAUGGAACAAAGGGCGGGAGGAGUGUUCGAAGGGUGGGAGGAAGGAAAGAUAAGUUUUGCUCCGACAUACAAAUAUCUCAGCAACUCCGACCAUUACGCCAUUCAGAGCUCCAAGUCAAAGGAAAAACGUCGUGCUCCUGCCUGGUGUGAUAGACUACUGUGGAGGGGGGAAGGGAUGAAGCAGAUGACGUAUAUGAGAGGGGAGUCAAGGUUCUCGGACCACAGGCCCGUUUACUCCCUCUUCUCGGUCCAAGUCAACGUGGGGGCCCACAAAGACACUGCCAGGCCCAUUACAAAGCCCAUGGGCUUCUCCCGCAGAGCCGCCAGGCCUUCCACCACUACUGCUGUUGCUGGUGCGGCCGCUGCCAUCGUGCUGCCAUCGACCUGCGCGGCCAAGGUACAAGCCGAGGAGCUCUUACUGCUGACCAGAGCCCAGAGCUGCAUAGCCUCCACCCCGAGGUUCGGCUAGCCCCAUCGUCACGAUAAAGCUUUUCCCCACGGCAUUUGAUGGAUGAAACUCCAGCCUGCUUUUAACCUUCACUCGUCGAGGAACCUUCUCGACGAGACACGGCGGGCUGAAAGUGUCCGAUGAUCCUGUCUUGGGAUGUGAGAAUCGAAUUCGAGCCGGCUAGUGGAUCAAUACGGAUUCAUGAAGGCUACUACUCAUGUGGGACCUACGACUGUGGUGCGUCGGCAGUACCUGCCGGCCGCCAAACCUCCCCGGCAUUUUAGACGGACCGGGGAACGGGUGCUCUUGGUGUGGGAGCUCGAUGAGUUAUCACGCACCGGGCGUGCGUGCGCUGUCGUUUUUGGUCCUGCACUGGAAAAUGAACUCUGAGGAACGGGCCACAAAUUUGAAAGUGUCGCGAUCCUGCUAAUUUCUGACACGUGGAUGGCGGUAAUUUUUGGACAAACUGUAAAUACGAUGAUGACGAUGUAUUGCAAUAGUGAGAAUUUUUAUUCCGAUGAAAUUGCGGGCAACUGUUGAGGGUUGAUACCAUCUUUUGCAGAUCAGCGUGUUGAGUUUUCGAUCUUCGGUGUUCGCUUCUAAGUUUGCCUUUCGUCCGGCGAAGGGUUAGAAGAAGGAUAU